Leishmania major strain Friedlin is the source of this 1995-nucleotide messenger RNA. RefSeq lists its product as hypothetical. NCBI's taxonomy places the organism in Eukaryota, Euglenozoa, Kinetoplastea, Trypanosomatida, Trypanosomatidae. The record is from RefSeq and is a predicted model, not a curated record. The transcript has a single exon. The coding region runs from base 1 to 1995 and encodes 664 amino acids.
AUGAGGUGUCGUCAUGCUGCUGCUCGACCGCGCGGGACGUUCGCCGCCACUGAGGGUGCAUCACCGUUGCCAGCCACAGAGCUUUGUGUGCAUGAAUGCAGCACCGGGACUGCUGCAGUGGUGGAGUCGCCGCCGUGGCACGAGUGUGGGGAGAGCAGCGGUUGCGGCGCUGACGGCAAGUUGUACAACGAGCUUUUUCAGCUAGAGGAGACGGUGCAGAAGAGGAGUGGGGCUCUGCAAACCACGCCUGUCGAUGUGCUUUCCAAGUCGUCGUCUGUGAUUGGAUCGGGUGCGCUCCAAACCAACCUGCCCACUGGUGAGCUCCUUCUGCAGAAGGAGGAGUUCCUGGAGCGGCUUGUGCAACGCGUGCGCAUGAGUUGCGCGGGUGUGCCGCCGGAGCACAGCGCCAGCACUUGCAACGCGGAACAAGAUGCGGAGCCUGGUGCGGUGCGUCAUCGGGAAACUUCUCCACUGCCUCGGCGGCUCUCGCCUCCCGGCGUCGAACUUGCUGAUGGCACAGGAGUACGCUCAAGCGAUGCAGGCCAUCGAUCGAUGGGGCGAUCGCGGUUGCGUAGUCCGUCGCUUAUGUCUGCCUCCUCCACGGUGAAGGGAUCGACCCUGGCAACUGCGGCGGAGCCGGCGCAAGCCGAAGCUGACGCGCUUGCUGGCCGACGAGCUCGAGCAGCUGCACGUGCAAUGCAUCAGCGGUCCCGUGUCACUUCGCCCGAUCCUCGACCGCCAUCUACCGACUUGUACGCGACGGGAGGAGCACUGCGGAGCAGCCUGCAGUACGGCCGCUGUUCUGGCGUAUCGCGGGGUCGGCGGUCUCUCAGCGCGGAGCGGCCUGACCACAGCGAUGCGUGCGCGCCAUUGGAUACUGAAAUGCAAGAAACCGAAGAGGUAGUGAACAGCUUCUGGGGUCGUGCGGCCGCGGCGUCGACUGGGACGCCCGGCGCAGCAGCAUGCAGGAGCCUUAGCGGCAUCCGCUCGGACUCUGUGCACAACCAGCUCUCACACCCACAAUGGAAUCCGCAUCCGGUACAGGCGGCUCGUCCGGUCUGGAAUCAGCGGCAGCCGCAGAGAAAGCAACGACCUGUGGUGAGUGUGCCAGGAUCGAAGCCGCCGUCGUCGGCUCGUCGUUGCGCGUCGCGCAUCCCCGAGACGUCCGCCAGCGCGCAGGGGCUGCGCGGCGCCAGGUCGGAGGAAAGGGACGCUACAGGGGCUUCUCACCGCAGAGCCGAGCGUGCUCUGAGGCGCACCGAGUCUUUGUCAAUGCAGCUGAAGCAGGAGCAGACGACAGCGCCGCGUCGCGCUGCCGGGCAAUCGCCAGGGGGAACUGUCGCCUUCCCCUUGUCUCCGCCAUCUGCGCGCACGCUCUUUCAGAUCCAUGAUGCACACAGCGUAGCGAAGACCACGUCACCGCUGGGAAAGGAGCAAGAGACGGCUCUGCAGAGCCAGUGCGACGCGGCGCUGGCACGGGCGACUCAGGCAGAGCGGCAGUGCAACAUUCUCUCCCACGCCCUGGAGCAGCUGCUCGUCGACCACGCGGCCGAGAAAGCGGCGUGGGAGGUGCGGCACGCAGCGCUCGAGCAGAGGCUGGCCUCAAUCACGGAGUGGAUUAGCGGUAUCGAUGCCGAGGCGAGCCUGGACGCAGCGCCCCACGAAGUGUCAAUUGCACGAACUCCAGAGACGGCGACCUCGGACACAACCACACCGCAGAUGGCUACCAAGCGAAACGAGAUGGGUGGCGAGGCCCUCCUCGCUGCCGCGAAGAACACCGCUUGGGAGGAGGAUGUAGACAUUGUUGAUCUUACCAACAACAGCGGCGCCUACAGCGCCGACAGCAGUCCCCUUCCGGGUGCCCCUGGCGCAACUCCCACGCCGGGCCGUCACGACAAUGCCAACGCCGACGGCGGGGGUGCCUCCACGUGUCAAGUGCACCUGCCGCCGUCGCCGCCACUAAUCCUGCACAUGCACGCCGCCACUACUCAGUAG